AUGCAUCGCUUUUUUGCAGAGCUGGAGCCAUCUCUAUCCGUCACUGAGCAAAACCUGGCAGACCGAGUUCGGUACAUCCUGCGCUCCAACAUAUUUGGUGACGCCGAACGACUACGACGUGAGGCUGUUCCCUCAUCGGAUGGAAAUGCUACGGCUGGGAAUGCGGCGCCACUAAUUGCGCAGCAAACUGCAAAUGUAGACACUGCCGUCAAUAUUCCAUUUGUGGUUGAUUCAAACGAUGAUGGAAUAGUUCCCCGCGAACUAGAGAAAAUGAGGAGCAUAUUGGAAGAGUCGAUGCUGGAAACGCGCAGCAUGCCUCUCGAAAAUCGACCGCGACUUCCCCGCAUACCCCUUAGCUAG
This is a messenger RNA of Parnassius apollo (apollo), 360 nucleotides long. NCBI's taxonomy places the organism in Eukaryota, Metazoa, Arthropoda, Insecta, Lepidoptera, Papilionidae. The record is from the annotation of a GenBank genome assembly.